AUGUUCCGAGAAAUGACCCACUUGAUUACAAUGGUGAUCGCAGUGCUUGCCAUGUUGACUACAAUAUUCGCUCAGUGGGGAUACGGAUUUUAUCCCGGCUAUGGCUAUCCUAUGUACGGCGGCGGCUUUGGCGGUUGGGGCGGUGGCUACAAUCCAAUCCAGGGCGCUGUGGAAGGUGCGGUCUUAGGCGGUAUGCUCGGUGCUAUGGAGGGAAAAUAA
Ostertagia ostertagi is the source of this 219-nucleotide messenger RNA. The record is from the annotation of a GenBank genome assembly. Lineage: Eukaryota; Metazoa; Nematoda; Chromadorea; Rhabditida; Trichostrongylidae.